UUCUGGUGAAUUCGGGAUCCAGACACGAAGCGAAAUAUCUCAGUGGUAUCUCGCACUUCUUGGAGAAGCUGGCGUUCUCUUCCACAGCUCAGUUUGGCAGCAAAGAUGAAAUUCUCCUCACCUUGGAGAAGCAUGGAGGCAUUUGUGACUGCCAGGCAUCGAGGGACACCAUCAUGUAUGCAGUGUCUGCUGAUGCCAGGGGCCUGGACACCGUGGUCAACUUGCUGGCUGAUGUAACCCUGCAGCCCAGGUUAUCAGAUGAAGAAAUUGAGAUGACCCGAAUGGCCAUCAGGUUUGAGCUGGAGGAUCUGAACAUGAGACCUGACCCCGAGCCUCUGCUGACAGAAAUGAUCCACGCGGCAGCCUUCAGGGACAACACAGUGGGGCUGAACAGGUUCUGCCCCGUGGAGAACACGGACAAAAUCGACCGUGCCGUGCUGCACUCCUACCUGAGCAGCUACUACACCCCAGACAGGAUGGUGCUGGCUGGGGUGGGCAUUGAGCACGAGCAGCUGGUGGAGUGUGCCAGGAAACACCUGCUGGGCGUGGAGCCCGUGUGGGGCUCGGGGCAGGGCAGGGCUGUGGACAGGUCCGUGGCUCAGUACACCGGAGGCAUCAUCAAGGUUGAAAAAGACAUGUCAGAUGUGAGCCUGGGCCCUACUCCCAUCCCAGAGCUCACCCACAUCAUGAUUGGCUUAGAAAGCUGCUCAUUUUUAGAGGACGAUUUCAUUCCUUUUGCUGUGCUGAACAUGAUGAUGGGAGGUGGUGGCUCUUUUUCAGCUGGAGGGCCUGGCAAGGGCAUGUUCACCCGGCUCUACCUCAAUGUGCUCAACAGGCACCACUGGAUGUACAAUGCCACCUCUUACCACCACAGCUAUGAGGACACAGGUCUGCUGUGCAUCCAUGCCAGUGCAGAUCCAAAACAGGUUCGGGAGAUGGUGGAAAUCAUCACCAGGGAAUUCAUCCUCAUGGCAGGAGCAGUGGGAGAGGUUGAACUUGAGAGAGCAAAGACACAGCUCAAGUCCAUGCUCAUGAUGAACCUGGAGUCUCGGCCAGUGAUCUUUGAAGAUGUGGGGAGGCAGGUUUUGGCAACAAACACAAGGAAGCUACCUCAUGAGCUCUGUGACCUCAUCAGUCAGGUGAAACCCAGCGAUAUCAAGAGGGUGGUGACUAAGAUGCUGCACAAGAAGCCAGCAGUGGCUGCCCUGGGGGACCUGACAGACCUGCCCACGUACGAGCACAUCCAGGCCGCGCUCUCCAGCAAGGACGGGCGGCUCCCGCGGCUCUACCGCCUCUUCCGAUAG
Zonotrichia albicollis (white-throated sparrow) is the source of this 1304-nucleotide messenger RNA. The record is from RefSeq and is a predicted model, not a curated record. Lineage: Eukaryota; Metazoa; Chordata; Aves; Passeriformes; Passerellidae.